GUGCACCUUUGUGAAGCCGAUGGCCUGCUGGAAUUCCUGGGAGUCUCGCCUACAGAAUUCACUCACCAGCCAGUUCUUGUAGCAGUGAAAAUGCUGAGAUCAGAUGUCAACAAAACAGCCAGAAAUGAUUUCCUGAAGGAGAUCAAGAUCAUGUCACGGCUGAAGAACCCGAAUAUCAUCCGGCUUCUGGGGGUGUGUGUGCGUGAUGACCCACUGUGCAUGAUAACAGAGUACAUGGAAAAUGGAGACCUCAAUCAGUUCUUGUCGCAGAGGGAGAUCUACAGCAAAUUUGCCAUUUCAAACAAUAUUCCCUGUGUCAGCUACUCUAACCUGCUGUACAUGGCCACCCAGAUUGCCUCUGGAAUGAAGUAUUUAGCAUCUCUGAAUUUUGUGCACAGAGAUCUGGCAACUCGCAACUGCCUGGUGGGGAACAACUACACCAUCAAGAUUGCGGACUUCGGCAUGAGCAGGAAUCUUUACAGUGGGGAUUACUACCGUAUCCAGGGAAGAGCGGUACUGCCCAUACGUUGGAUGGCCUGGGAAAGCAUCCUCCUGGGCAAGUUCACUACAGCCAGUGAUGUCUGGGCAUUUGGGGUCACCCUCUGGGAGAUGUUCAUACUGUGUAAGGAGCAACCGUACAGUCUCCUCUCAGAUGAGCAAGUCAUCGAGAACACAGGAGAGUUCUUCCGGAGCCAGGGCAGGCAGCUGUCACGAUGCUUAGAAAGCCUCAUGGGUUGUCUACGAUCUAUCUCUCCCAGACUCCUCUGUGUCCUAACCCUGUGUUUGACCUGAUGCUGAAAUGUUGGAGCAGGGAUAUAAAAGAUCGUCCCACUUUUGAUAUGAUUCACCACUUCCUGCUAGAACAAAUGGAAUCAAACAUUUGACUCCAGAAAAAGAGACAAACUGUUGAGAACAGAGUGAC
Fulmarus glacialis (Northern fulmar) is the source of this 922-nucleotide messenger RNA. RefSeq names its product discoidin domain-containing receptor 2-like. The transcript is spliced from 6 exons. Gene Ontology annotation, cellular component: membrane; signaling receptor complex. The annotation marks the transcript as partial. NCBI's taxonomy places the organism in Eukaryota, Metazoa, Chordata, Aves, Procellariiformes, Procellariidae. Gene Ontology annotation, molecular function: ATP binding; protein tyrosine kinase collagen receptor activity; collagen binding. Gene Ontology annotation, biological process: positive regulation of kinase activity; protein phosphorylation; multicellular organism development. The record is from RefSeq and is a predicted model, not a curated record.